Messenger RNA from Hylaeus volcanicus, 2457 nucleotides. RefSeq lists its product as uncharacterized. The transcript is spliced from 4 exons. The record is from RefSeq and is a predicted model, not a curated record. Lineage: Eukaryota; Metazoa; Arthropoda; Insecta; Hymenoptera; Colletidae. The coding region runs from base 398 to 2035 and encodes 545 amino acids.
GUUAUUAAAUAAAAUAUAACAUUGUUUUGGUAAUGUUUUUUUAUGAAUAUAAUUAAAUGUGAUUGAUCCUGUGAGAAGCAUUCUGCAUCGCGUCCUAAUACAACUUCUUUCGAUUGGCGUGAAGUUAGUCGUUAGCAAUUUACUAUUGUUGUUACUAUUGCUAUUGUAUAUAUGUAUGAUAAACAAUACUUUUGUUGAUUACCAGAAGUUGUUUAUUUAUUGUAUUCGAAUGCUAACGAAGAUUCUCGUGUCUUGCUUAUUUCGUAGCGUCGUGAAUACACGUUCGAUUUAUAAGAACAUUGAACAUGACGUUAUUGCGCGGUGAAUAUUUACGUGAUCUGUGCAAGAGAAAUUUGAAAUAAUUUCACAAAACUUUAAUGACACUUUAUAAAACACGAUGACGACGAUAGAGCAAAUAGACACAUCGUUACCGUUGAAAAAAGAACGAGAGGAAUUCAAUAUCGAAGACAUUAACGAUGACAGUAGCCUCGAAGAUAUUAACAAUCUCCUGUCAAUAUCAUUACCAUCUCUUUCAGCAAACAAAUUACAUUUUCCCACUGAUCCUAACGAUGAAUUUCUUCGACUGACUACCACGGUCCGUUCUGUGUAUUUUUCGUAUCUUCAUAAAUGUUUACUCACCAAUUACAUUCUUUGCUAUAAAGAUAAAAAUGAGGAUAUUCCAUGCGAUCGCUUGAAAAAGUGUGCGAAUCAAAUGGAGUUAUAUGCAGUUCGAUCUUCGUUAGAAGCUACUUUGUAUAGGCAAAAUAUGUUAAAGUUGAUUUCAGAUGUUAAGUCUCACACCAUAGACAAGAAAACUUAUAAGAAAUUAGUAAUAGUUUUAGAAACCCCGCCAACUAAAGUAGACAUUGGAGUUCAAACAAUGAAUUCAUGGGCAGAGUUAGAAAGAGCUGAUAACAUUCAAAGUAUCUGUAUUACAUCUAAUUGCGAGGAACUAUCCUCUGAGAGGCAAAUGUCGCCUAUCAAAAAGGAGGAGGAUGUGACAAACAAAAUUGUAACUCAAAAUAAUACUCCCGAAAUUUGUGGUUACAGCGAUACAGCUUCACCCAUUGUAAAUUCUACUUGCUUUGAUGAUAUGGAAGAUACUAAAUUAAAAAAUGAGUCAGACGAAGAGACCACUAAUAAAAUGGAACUCGACGACGAACAGACAACUCAAGAUUGCAAUAUUUUUAAUCGUAUGCAAGAUGAUACGAGUACUCAGAUUACACAGAACCAAUCCAUUAUUCAAAAUGAUGAUGAAAAUUCUCAGGACUCUCUAUUACAACACAUGGAAGACAUGUUUUGCGAUAGCGACGAUAGUAGCGAUCUCAUGACGUUAAUUGAAAAACAUUCGGGUGUUAGUAAAGCUAACAUGGAUAAAGAGAUAAAUAAAAUAUGUUUAGAAACAGAUUCUCUCCUUCCAUAUAAUUCCAAUGAUAAAAAUUGCAUAUCCGAAAGUAAAAAUGGUACAAAGUCAAAUCUUGUUAAAAGCAGUACUGUAAAACAAUCGAAUAUAAGUACGGGAAAGUAUAGUUUUAGUUACUAUAAGGAGAUGAAAAGCAGAGAAGCUAAUAAAUCGGUGUUACCAGAACCUGAAACCCCAGAAAGUAAACAGAAACGCAGAGCGAAUAGUAUUUGGUUCGUUGAACGUGUAUGUCAAGUAUCGAAAUUAAAAACGAAAAUGACAGAAUUGUCUUUGAACAAUUACAGAAAAUAUGGACGGGUAAAACAAAAAUUUGUUGAAUUGUUUGGAGAAUCUGACGACGAAGAAACGAUGCCAGAAUCGCCGAUUUGUAUCGAAGAUCAUUUAACUGCGUGUAAGGAGAGAAUAGCCCCAUGGAUUGUAAAACAUUUAAUGCCAUUUUAUAAGAAACGACGAAUUAAGGAUAGACAACUUUUUAAAUUAGUUGCAAAACACAUAGCCGAUAUGCUCAUUAUCGAGAAUACAUUUCCUGAGCCAGACUGCGUGAGCAAAUAUAUAGAAACAUACUUCAAAAAUAAAAAAUUCAUUAGAACUAAACAGGAUGUAUACUUAUAAAUUACAUAGUUACUUUAAUCGAUUAAAGAGGGGAAAGAAAGUAUUCCUAUCGCUUUACUAAUGUAGACUUUUAAAGAUUUCAAAUUCGGAGCCACACGAAGAGUGAAACUGUACAUAUUAUUUUAAAGAGAAAAAUGCAAUAAAGGAGUAUGUUGAAUAUUGAUUGUCCAAAGAUAUGUAUACAGAAAGAAUGCAGUAUAAAUGGGAAAGCGUGAUAACUAUUUUGCGUAUAGAAAUUUUGUUGAAGAACAAUAUAAAAUUUUUCCAUGAAUAUCCGUUAAAGCAAUGCAUCUUGAAUAAGCGGCACUGCUUCUCUGUUUCAUAAGUUCCUUACAUAUUUUUUUUAAACGAAGUAGAAAUUCUUAUAAUUUUUUUACCAAACAUCGAAGCUUUAAAGUAGUAUGUAAGUCACAGUCUCAAUU